AUGUCGACCUUCCCCUACCAAAACCCUAACCCUAGAACCCAAAAUCCGAUCCCUAGAAACCCUAAUCCCUCCAUAGCCUUCAACACCUCUGUUCAGCCCUCAUCCCCGGUUCCAGUCUUCUACUUUGAGAACUACCCAGAAGAAUGGACUUAUUACCAUCUACAACAGGCUUUUUUGAAGUUUGGAGUUUCAGGAAGAGUAACCCUAGCCAGGAAGAAGAACGUUCGGAAUUGCAGAUUUGGUUUCUUCAGACCUAAUCCUGAGGAAAAUUUAAAUACUGUUCGUUCUCGUCUUAAUAACGUCAGUAUAGGUUACUAUAGGAUUCGAGCUUACCCAGCUAGAUAUCCAACAAGUCAGAGAGAUUCUUUUCCUGUAAAAGGGUCGAAGAAUAUUGUAAGCAACAGGCCAGCAAUCCAGAAGCAAUUUUCUCCUUCGAUUCGAGAUGACAGAUCCUACGCUCAGGUUGUGGAUCCAAUGUCUUUUUCACCGUCAGAAGACUCUAUCGCGGACUUGUCCAAUUCUCUUAUCGUCAAGGUUAAAGAAUUUGCAAUGAUUCUCCGAGUCUCUUCUUAUUUGGAGGGUAAAGGGAUUGAGUUUGAGAGUCUUUCUCUCUUGGGUAAAGAUGAGAUUCUGCUAAAAUUUAAAUCCAUAGCUGCUCGAUUGAUUUUCGAAUCAAUUACUUUCCCAUCUCUUAAGGAUUUUUUUGUUUCUUUUGUUCACUGUGGAGAGACAUCGAUGAGCAAAGGCAGAUACGUAUGGUUGAAUAUCGUAGGUCUUCCAAUCUGUGCAUGGGAGGAAGCUUUAUUCAUGCAAAUUGGAAAUCACUUUGGAGAUGCAAUUUCAGUGCAUCCUAUGGUUUUAUCGAAGGAAAGGUUAGAUACGGGAUCCGUUCUGAUAAGCACCUCUACUCCCCAUAUCCAAGACUCGGUGGGUAUCAAGAUUAGAGGAAGGACGUAUACUGUUCAUAUUUCAGAAUCUGAUAUCCCUAUUUCGCUGCUGGAGGACGAUAUUUCAGAUUCAGCUUCGUUGUCUUCUAAAGACUCUUUGGAGAGUGUUAGAUCCUUUUCUGACCAAGAUUUCACUCGCAAUGCUCAGAACCCCAACCCCACAUCAGUCUUAGCGCAGGGCUUUGAUGAUUGCUCAGCUCCUGCCUUCGAAACGUCCAUUAAUAGAGUUGCUUCUGCAGAUAAUGUUUCUGCUGCUAAACUGCCAGGCAUUGAGGUUACGCCUCUAACUGAUUCAAGGUCAGAGAAGCGUUUAUCUUCGGGUCCUACUCCGGUUGACUUCAAUGGAUUUAUUACCCAAAAGCGCAAGUCUAAACGUCUUGAUGACAAAGGAAACAUUGUUUCCACGUCAAAAUCGAAUGGUGGCUCAGAUUCAUCCUUCUCGGAUGGCUUUAUUAGACACAGUAACAAAAGAAUUGUAGCCGAGGAUAAUAAAGCUAUAGUUGAAUUGGAGGCGAGGAAAUCAUGGAAUUUGGGAUUGCAGCUAGGACUUUUUUCAGAAGCUAAUGAACAGGGCAUUGUUGAACUUUUAUCACAAGCAAUUGCUGUGGAACCUAGGCUUCUGUGGCCUAAUUUAGAUUUUGAUUACAGAUUUGUUCCGUCAGUGGGUGCUUCAGGUACUGCUAUCAGAUUUAUUUUGUGCUAUGCUAGUAAUUGCCCCAUGCAUCGAGCCACGCUUUGGCAUGAGUUGCUUCCAGAAUUGAAUACUGACUUGUUUUGUAUCUUGGUUGGCGACUUCAACGAGAUUCUUGACCCCUCCGAGCGUCAUAAUUGCAGCAGCUUUUCUUCCUCCAUGCUUGCUUUUUCGGAGUUUAUUUCAGCUUCUUCUUUGGUUGAAUCAUGUUUACACGGAAGGUUUUAUACCUGGCACAAUAGUAUCUCGUGUUCUAAGAUUGAUAGGUGUUUCUUAUCACCUCGGGUUUUUUCACUAUGGCCGAACUCUGAUCUAAAGGCAUUGCCGAGAUGCUAUUCGGAUCAUGUUCCUCUUUUAUUUAACUCUGAUGCUCCUAUUAACUGGGGACCGAAGCCAUUUAAAUCAAUCAAUGCGUGGUGGAGCCACAAGGACUUUAGUCCUUUUAUAGCAGAAUCGUGGGCGAACAUUAGUAGGAGACUGCCGUCUUCUAACCUGGUUAUUAAGCUCAGGGAGCUUAGAUCAGUGAUCAAAACUUGGAAUCGAGAAAUUUUUGGAGACAUGAAUUCGAAAUUGCUUGAUACUCAAUUGAAGAUCUCUGAAUUAGAAUCUUCGGCUGACUUUCAAGAUUUGAAUGAUGAGGAUGGUGCUCGGCUUUCAACUCUUUACUCGGAGUUUCACCUUAUUUCGAAGAAUCUUGAUUCUUUGUGGCAUCAGAAAUCAAGACUAAAUUGGCAUUCCCAUGGAGACAAGAAUUCAAAAUAUUUUCAUGCAAUGGCUUCCAAGCAUUCGAACAGUAAUGCUAUUUCAGAAGUGUUGAUAGAUGAGACUUGCUAUAAUUCUGCUCCUGCCAUUAAACAUCAGGUUUAUUCGUUCUACAGGCAGCUUUUUAGUCGUUCGGCAGAGAUUUCUUAUUCCUUGGCUUCUCUUCCAAUUCGGCAACUCCUGCACUCUCAAGCGGCUGCUUUGUCUAUUCCUUUUUCAGAAGAAGAGAUUUAUGCCACUCUUUUGGGUUGUGAUGAUAACAAAGCUCCGGGACCGGACGGUUUUAAUUACUUCUUUUAUAAGAAGGCUUGGAAGUCAAUUAAAGGAGAUUUGAUCUCCUUAUUUCAGCAGUUUUAUACGUUUGCAAAUUUUCCCGUUGGCUUGAAUACUGCCUUCCUUGUGUUGAUUCCGAAGUUUAGAGGUGCUUCUGACAUUAAGGAUUUCAGACCUAUCAGUUUGAUUAAUGGGGUCUUCAAACUCAUUUCUAAGGUCCUUGCUAAUAGAUUAUCCACUAUUCUCCCUAUGGUUAUUUCUGCAAACCAGUUCGGCUUUAUCAAAGGGAGAAGCAUCCACGACUGCCAUAUGAUUGCAACGGAAAUUAUUCAUCUUAUUAAGAAGCGGAGGGAGAAAGCUUUUCUUAUUAAGUUAGAUUUUCGGAAGGCUUUUGAUACCAUCUCAUGGCAGUUCAUUAUUCAAACUCUUCGCCGAAUGAAUUUCGAUAGUAAAUGGAUUUCCUGGAUUACAUCUUUUUUUGACUCAGCACAGCUCUCAGUUCUUCUUAAUGGCUGUCCGACAGAAAAUUUUUUUAUGGGUAGAGGGGUCCGUCAGGGAGACCCUAUCUCUCCUAUGCUUUUUGUUCUGGCAGUUGAAAAUUUGCGCGCUAUUUUCUCAAAAGCUUUCAACUUGGGCCUUUUAUCGGGGAUUCAUAUUGAUGGAAUUCAGGAACCGGUCUCUAUUUUACAAUUCGCAGACGACACUCUUCUUUUUGUUCCUAAUGAUUUGAACAUGAUUUCGAACCUUCUGCGUAUCUUGAGGUGUUUUGAACUAAUAUCGGGCCUUAAAAUUAAUUACCAACAAUCUUCGAUUAUUGGUAUUAAUGUUGAUCAUCUUUCCCUUUCUAGAGCGUCUGAGAUUCUGAUGUGCAGAAUUGAAGAAUUACCCAUUACAUACCUUGGGAUGCCGUUAUCUGAGAGGGCAAUCGGAGCAAAAUCUUGGGAUCCUGUUGUUUCGAAUUUUUCAUCUAAACUAUCUACUUGGCGAGGUAAUUUAUUAUCACCUGCAGGUAGACUUGUCCUCGUCAAGUCUGUGCUUUCUAGUCUUCCUGUGUAUUAUUUUAGCUCUCUCCGUAUUCCUCAAUCUGUGGUGAUACAUCUUGAAAGAAUUAUGCGUCGAUUCUUGUGGAAUGGGAGGACGGAUAUGCAAGGUUUUAGCAAAGUAGCUUGGGUCGAUGUAUGUGUUCCAACUUCUUUGGGCGGUCUUAAUAUCACUCCUCUGCGUAUUAAGAAUCAGUUUCUUCUCCUCAAAUGGCUUUGGAAGCUAUUGAAUUCGGACAGAAACUCAUUAUGGCUUAAUAUUGUUUCUUGUAGCUCGGAGAUUUCUUAUUGUUCUGAUAUGGAUUUGGUUAACACCAAUAAAAUGUCUCACUUGUGGAAAGGCAUUGUGUCUUCCUGUGUUAAGAAUAAGCAAAUUUGGAAUUGCUUCCAGAAUUCGAUCUCAAUUGAGAUUGGGGAUGGAAAUAUAGCUCGGUUCUGGACUGAUAAGUGGCUCCCCUCCUCUCGGCAGACUUCACCUCUCUACAUCCAAUUUCCCGCUCUUUUCAAACUGUCCAGAAAUAAAACAGGUUCAGUUUCUUCUUUUUUCGUUCAUCACCAGCUGCAGUCUUCUCAAUUUCCCUGGAGCAGACGGCUUCGUAUCGGUGAACAGGAGCAGUUUUCUGAAUUACAGCAGCUUCUUCCUUCGGCUCUGCAUAAUGUUGAAGACAGGUUUUUUUGGCGGGAUAAAAGGGCUUACACUGCUAUGUCUAUGAAGCAAAUCUGGUUCGAAAUUUUUCAACCAAACCGCUGUGUUUCUAGCUUCUUAACAGCUCGGAUUUGGAAAGAAAAAAUUCCUCCACGCAUCCAGUUUUUCAUAUGGCUUCUUUCUCGUGAUAGGAUUUCAUCAAAGGAAGCUCUAGCUAGAAGGGGUGUGAUUGACUAUAAUCUAAGCUCUUGCUCUUAUUGUUCCUUGUUGGAAACAAGCACUCAUAUUAUCCUGCAUUGCAACAUAGCUUGGCGUUUCUGGUCCCGAAUCCUUAACAAUUGUAAUGUCAGAUGGGUGCCGCCAAUGUCAGCAGAAGAUUUUUUUAUUCAGUGGGCUUCUUUUUCUUCAGGAAAGUAUGUUGAUCUAUGGAAGCUAAUUUGGUAUUUUGGAACCUGGAAUUUAUGGAAAGCAAGGAACAAGAAGGUCUUUCAGGAUGAAGAUGUGGAUAUCCAUUCUUUGGUUUUUUUGAGCAUUUGUCAGUCUGUUGAAUUUUAUAAAUUUCAGCAUCAUGAUUUCCCAUAUUCAGGGAAUGACGUUUUUAGAUGCUUUGAUUUCUUUUGUAAGAACUUUUAG
This is a messenger RNA of Mercurialis annua (annual mercury), 4992 nucleotides long. RefSeq lists its product as uncharacterized. NCBI's taxonomy places the organism in Eukaryota, Viridiplantae, Streptophyta, Magnoliopsida, Malpighiales, Euphorbiaceae. The record is from RefSeq and is a predicted model, not a curated record. The transcript is spliced from 3 exons. Bases 1 to 4992 code for a protein of 1663 amino acids.